Bactrocera latifrons is the source of this 641-nucleotide messenger RNA. It is a transcript of the gene RPA3, whose product is annotated as replication protein A 14 kDa subunit. The record is from RefSeq and is a predicted model, not a curated record. NCBI's taxonomy places the organism in Eukaryota, Metazoa, Arthropoda, Insecta, Diptera, Tephritidae. Gene Ontology annotation, biological process: double-strand break repair via homologous recombination; nucleotide-excision repair; DNA replication. Bases 224 to 565 code for a protein of 113 amino acids. The transcript has 2 exons. Gene Ontology annotation, molecular function: damaged DNA binding; single-stranded DNA binding. Gene Ontology annotation, cellular component: nucleus; site of double-strand break; DNA replication factor A complex.
AUCUAAAAUAUAAAAAUAUUUUUUGUAACUUAUAUUUCAAUUAAACACAAUUUUUGUAUAAAAUUUGUGCGGAGGAACUCUUCUAUACGGUCUCUGCGCCUUACAACACUGCUAACAGCUGAGUCAGCGUCCACUGUCAUCGUUUGGCGGAUUAUUUUGCAAUUGCAUUCUAUUAUUCUUUACUAUUUAAAUUUAUUUAAUUUUCUCCAAAAAUUAUUCAAAAAUGGCACCAUCUUUUGAGGGACGUACAUUUGUAAAUGGUGGCAUGCUGCGGAAAUUCAAUGGCCAAAAUGUGAGCAUAUUCCUGCGCAUUGAAGAGGAAGCCGGUACAAAUCUGGUGGGCAUGUCGACGGACAAGCAAAAAAUUCGCGUUAAACUGCAUGAUUCUACCGGUGGACGUAGCGGAAGUUGGGUGGAAAUCAUUGGCAAGCCAAUGGGUAGUGAUGUUAUCGAUGCUAAAGAGUCCAUUUUAUUUGCUGAAGACGAUCCGGAACUCGACGAAGACGCCUACAAUAUGAUGGUAGAGUUUUUGAACAACUGCAAAGAGCUAUACAGAAGUGGUUAAAACCGUUAAAUAUAAAGUUUUUGUUAUAUGCAGUUAUUGGUAAUCGAAAAUAUAAGUUUGGUGCGUUAAUCAGAAA